Esox lucius (northern pike) is the source of this 4310-nucleotide messenger RNA. It is a transcript of the gene shtn1, whose product is annotated as shootin 1. Lineage: Eukaryota; Metazoa; Chordata; Actinopteri; Esociformes; Esocidae. The record is from RefSeq and is a predicted model, not a curated record. The transcript is spliced from 16 exons. The coding region runs from base 527 to 2077 and encodes 516 amino acids.
UGUAUAACUGUUCAGUGGAUUUGUAAGGGCAUCCAUGCAAGAGGUUUUGGGCAGAUGUGUGUAAUUUUACUGUUUGCAAUUAAUUAUUAAUGGGGGUUAGGCGUGGUUUUACUGUGUAUAGUUUUACUGUACAGUACAUGUGUGGACCAGAAGUCCCCACAAAAAUCUAGGUUCAUGCAUUACAGGUUAGGUUUAGGUUGGGCGUUAGGGCUAAGUUAAGUUUGGGAAUAAAGGUUGGGUUAUUGAGGUUAAGGUCUGGGUUGGGGUUAGGGGUAGUAGAGGGGCAUGUUUUUAAUGAUAAUAAAUAGAAGGUCCUACACAAGUACAGUGAUACGAAUGUGUGUGUCUGAGUGAGAAUGAGAGAGAGAGAGAGAGGAGAGAGAGAGAGAGAGAGAAUGAGAUAUUCUUCCUGCAACUGUGGCAGGGCUUAGAUUUAUCAGACAGAUUCACACACAGGCAAAAUUCAUUCUGUGCCAUUUCCUAAAAAAAAUCUGGAUUGUGGUUAAUUUAGCACGGCCAAUAAAAUAUGAACUGUCCUAGAUUCACUGGUAUGAUACUGUACUUUGGACUCACUAAAAUAAUGUCAGCAAAUGCAGGCAGAGAGAGACGAGGCAGUCAAAAGCUUGAAGAGUUUCAAAAAGUGUCCCACAUGGUCAUUGAAGAGGUUAACAGCAUUCAGGAGAGCCUGGACAUUGAGAGGACUUGCCGACAGAGUGUGGAAGCAUUGGCCUCUAAGUUGAACCGGCAGAAUAAGUCUUUGAAGAGGAAGAGUAUGCUGUACCUGGCUCACCUGGGGGCAGAGACCAUUGCUGAGAUCAGCCUCGAGGAUGAAGACGAGGAGAUUGCUCUGGCCCAGGGAGAAACGGAUUGUUUCUCAGCUCUGUGUCUGAGUACCAUCACAGAACUGAGGAAUAAAUUAAAGUUAAUUCAGGAGGAGAAAACCCAAGCCGCCCUUGAUCUUGAGGCAACAAGUGAGGAACUAAGGAACAUCAGAAACGAAUUGCUGAAAGAAAAACAUGAUAAUACUCUUUUGAUUGCCGAGACAGUCCGACAAAAGAAGCUGUUGGCGAAAUACAACAGAGUGUCUCUGUUUGCCGUGGAAGAGUAUGAGGCCCUGCAGGAGAACCUGGAUCUGGAAAGAGACCUGAGGGCAGAAGCAGAAAACUUUGCACGAGAGAUGCUGGUUGAGCAGAAGAAGCUGAACAGGCAGAGUCAGAUUCUGCUACAGAGCUCAUCUCCCAGUGAGGCCUUGCAGACAGCGCUCAGGGAUGUCACCAAGCUCACCCAGGCCCUGGAGAGCCAGAGACUCGAACAUCAACAACAGGUGAACGUGUUUGAGAAGCAGCUCAGGGAUUCAGAGCUACAGAAGGAGGUGGUGGUGUUACAACGCAAACUAGAGCUCCUAGUGGAUGAGAAGAGGGAGUAUGAAGAGAGGUGUAACAAGGCUGAGGUGGAGGCCAAGGAUCUCAAGUUUACUGUUGAGGAACUGCAGAAGAAGCUCCAGGCGAUAAGUAACCCUCACCCGGCUCCAGCCCCACCACCUCCGCCCCCACCACCCCCUCCUCCUCCUCCAGCCCAAAUCACCAACCCUCUCAGCUCACUACUAUCUAUGAUUCGCAAAAAGAAAGAAAUCGGUUGUGAUAUUCCUUUAGUGGUCCAGGAUUCAGUAAAGGAGCCAGAGACAGAUAUCAGGCAACAAGCUGUGGAUGAGAUGAUGCAGAGAAUCAAAAGUGGGAUUCACCUCCGACCCGUGGGCCAGUCUCCCAACAGAACCAGGCCUGCCCAGCGAGAAAGGACACCCUCUAAUUCUGCCAUUCAGGAACUUAAAGGAAUUUUGGACACUUUCAAAAGGCCCUCCCCCCACCUAAAAACUGGAUCUCCGUCAACAAACGCAGAGUCUGAGCUGGAGAGAGUUCUACAGAGACGGCGGGGAGCAUUUGAGACCUCACAGGAAAGUUGUUUGCCGUCAUCACCGUGUCCCUUCCCCAGCAGUGUGCUGGAUGUCGACAGGGUAAGAACAGCCAAGCCCCAGACCAAACAGACGUCCCAGGAGUCCCAGGACAAUGUUCCGUUCUAGGCCCGCUCAGUGGAACCGAGUCCUGGUUUAAAGCGGCCCAGGGCCCUGGAGGCCUCAAGCGGUGCUCAGACUUCGAAUUAAGACCGUUUGGCUCUGCACAUCCAUUCAUCAGUUGACUGCCCCAAUAUACAGACGGGGCUACAAUAUUGUCGGAAGAGGAAGUCACGUUGUAAUUUUAUUUAACAGAAGACUUCACCUAAACAAUGGACGUGCAGACAGAGAGAGCUGUGGACAAGGGGAUUUAGCAUGGACCAAGGACCCGGAAAUGACUAAUUGUGCAGAUUGACAUGUUUUGCUGUAGCUGUCCAUUUUCUCAUGUUGAAGGAAGAUGAGUUUAACUAAGACUUAACGCCGAUAACACCCAAGGAGAUGCGAGUGUCACUGAGCAGCCAACCUUGCUUGAUUAAGUCACUCGACCUAGUGGAAAGACAGGAAGCUAGGGAAAGGGCGAGAGCGAGGACGAUCAUACUUUAGUAAUAAUGGAUGUUAUUGCAGAAAAUGGAGGCACAGGCCAGGAUUCAAACACUAAAAGAUUAACCACUUUAUACUGAUCUUGAUUCAGAAGUGUGAAAUAUUCCUUGAUUCCAACUGAGUUUAACUGUAAAAAUGGCAUCGGAAUGUGUUCGACCACCUGAUUAAUAUAUCAUGCAGAAAAUGAAGCAUGCAUGCAUUAAGAGUAAAAAAAAUAAGAUUUGUUAUGGCAGUUUCCCCCAUUGCAGUACAAUGUCAGUAAUGUGUGUAUGUUAGAACCCCAGCCUCAGUCUCCCUCAACCUUUUUCAUCUGAUUGCACUUGAAAAGUAUGACCGUGUUAGUUGUUAAGUAUUUCUUUCCGAAACUGAUUUGAGAAGUCAAAGACAGUAUGAACGACUGCACCCAGCUGACACUUGUUUUUUCUCCAGAACUGUUGUUUUCAGACAACUGACAGCUAACCAUUGAAACAGUCAGUGACCUAGUCAAUGCCUUUCCCUGCUUCAUCUUCAGCGAUCUGUCGUCUGACAUUGACUGACAAGCAGUAAACAUUCUGUCGAUCAGGGCGACCAUGUAAUUACCUAGCGCCAUGCUGCGCCCGUUUUUUUGCUAGUUUGGUUAGAGCCAUCUUUACUGCUCUCUAUUUCUCAAUCAAUCAAAUAUAUUUUAUAAAGCCCUUUUUACAUCAGCAUUUGUCACCAAGUGCUUAUACAGAUGUUUUUCUAUUUAUUUUGCCAUCAGUCGAUACAAUGCAAUGUUGUCGUUUUUCCCUCCCAGAGGGUUUGGCAAUUAGGAUGUCCCUUUUUAGUGUGUCUGGGAAACACUUAAUUUAGCCUAUUUUGUUAGUCAUUUCGUUUAUUUUCCAAACACAGUAAUUGCCUAGUGGGGAGCCAUGGUUGCUCAGGGCCAACGCACAGGCCCGCUUUGUUUCUGUCCUCAAUGUCUGGCUAACCACACUCAUUGAUUAGAGGACGUCUGUAGAUCCGGUAGACUCAAUCACUCUUUUUCUAUAUUUCUCUCCUCUCUUGGUUUGGCUGGAUGUCUAUAUUCUCACAUUAAUCAACUAUUUGCAUUACAUCCUAUAAGCAACGCUAACCUAACCACGUUGAGGCCAAGUGAAAUCCAGUCUUUUAUAGCGAUUACAAUCAUUCAGAGCAAUCAUGCUUUGUUCCAUAUGAACAUAUUACUGAAUGACAUGCCUACCUAAGUUAUGAUAGUUGUGAAGUAAAGCCAACUUAAGUAAAGAUACUCAUAGACGUAUAGGGGGGGAAAUGAAUCAAGUAAAUUGAUAAGUUAAAUACAGUAAUUAAUGGGCAAUCACGUGACUAAAUCAACGUUCUCUUUUGAGUUGAAAGGACGCAUGAAUGAAUGAGAAGUCCUUUGACAGGCCCAUUGAUGCCGGCCUUUAGCGCUCCAACACAGCUGUGUGGUGUCUCUCCCUGUCUGUUAGUGCACAAAGCUUCGCUGGACUCUCUUCUCACCGGAACAACUGCUCCCGCUGUUACACUAGCACAGAGGACGCAACAACUGUUUAGACUGGUGGCUACGUAAUUAUUUCCUCUAGAAGCCGCAUUGUUGGGUCGGUUGAGGAUAUGACUAAUUACGAAGGGGCCCUCUGUUAAUGUGCUGGCUUUAAUGGCAGCCACAUGAACUUUCUUUAUGCCUCAGCAUUCCUUUGCAUCGGCUCGUUGACUGAUUUGAUUGACCGCAAUUUUUGAUCACUAAACACGGAGAAGAGUGUAUACAUUAAACCGAGGAUGAAAA